AUGACUACUGGGCCCACGCUGACAGAGAUUCAGCUGCCUCCAAAAGAUUCGAAUCUGGCCAGCACGGGCAGCCGCCUCCUCUCCAAGAUCGCAAGAUCGCCCACCACUGCCCACAGACACAGACCAGUACCGAGUCAAGGGUCCGAUUAUUUGCCCGAUACGCUGUCACCCGCUUCCGGUUACACGCAAGGAGCGAUAAACUCGAGGAGAAACCAACCCCGACCAGGGUUUCAACGUCAGAUCUCGGCUCCUGACACGUCGGUACUACGCCUAUUGCCUGGCAAGAGUGUCGAGCCCAAACAUCACAGUGAUGCUUCGGCAGAAAUAGCUUUGCAGGCCAAAGCCAUGUUGCAGAGACAACCAACCAACAAUGCUCCUAUCCAUACCACAACUACUGUCUCAGCAAAAGGGUUGGCGCAGGCAAGCAUGUUCUCAGCACCUCCUGUGAGCGAGUACUACGUCCCUGCCGGCCAGAGUGCUGCGCAAAACUCUCAGGUCACGGUCAAUUACAUGUACCAGCAGUUAUACGAGAUGUCGCAGAAAAGAAUAGCAACGUUACAGUACAUGCGCAGAGCACACGAAGGCUCAACUUUCUGGUUCAAUACCGUACAUUUUUCGAAAAGCGAUGUCUCAAGGUUGCCCUCGUAUACGCCCAGUCGACUGGCUAAAAGGGCCAUGAAUUGCUUCUUGCUUGGAAUCUCGAUACCUGCGGUACUCGACAUACACCAGAUGCCCCAUCCGAGCAGCUCGCCUCACACGAACCUUGCUGCAGCAACGGAAUAUCUCAAGAGUUUGAACAAUCUGCUUGCGGAGUUUGAGAGUUACCAGGAAAGACACCCUACGGAUGGCACUCAAGCUGGCUCCCUGAGUCGAGCCAGACUGCCGAGCAUGUUCAAGAGGUCAGGGACAACGAGCAGACCAAGGAAGUCCUCAUCUGCGCCAUCGAUCGAGAUUGGUGCUCAGAUUUCACCACCCGCCGUACCGGAUACUCCCUACCAUCCAGUGCAGCAUUCUUCGCAUCCUAGCCUCGACACAACCGCCACGACCUCUAUCAAUACCAGCUUCAAUUCCACUACCUCGACUGCGCCCACUCUCAAUAGCCAGGCGUCUUUCGGCUCAGCAAUGGCACCAUCGAUGAACGAUUUUAGCGCUACAGCAACAUUCCCUUCAGCUGGUCCAACAGACGCACCUAACUCGACUCUACUGCCUAACGAAGCAUUGUAUACAUAUCUACUUACACCACCAUUACCAUUUGCGCCUGAUUUCUACACCGUUUUUGCAACACUUUGUGACGUCCUAAUAGAUACAUAUCAGCGGAUAUUGCAAAUUAUCAAUGGACCCGGAGUCUGCUCAGGUACAGUGUCUGAACUCUUCACAAAGGCUGAUGCUAGAAUCAGGAAAGUUAUGGUGAGUGGAAUUGUUAGAGACUACGAAGGCGCGGCCAGGGAGACUGCCAAAAAAGAGCUGAACGGUAUACAAAAGGUUGUGCUCGGUGGGCUGAUGGGCUGA
Lithohypha guttulata is the source of this 1509-nucleotide messenger RNA. RefSeq lists its product as uncharacterized. The record is from RefSeq and is a predicted model, not a curated record. The transcript is spliced from 2 exons. Lineage: Eukaryota; Fungi; Ascomycota; Eurotiomycetes; Chaetothyriales; Trichomeriaceae. Bases 1 to 1509 code for a protein of 502 amino acids.